AUGUUGAUAUAUCGUCUAUCGCAAAACUUGCAGUUUAAGACACCCUUUGCUGCAUUUUAUCGUCUUCCGCCUUGUCAAUACGCAAAAUCCACGCAAUGGGGACUACGUUGUAUAUCAUUCUGGCAGCCCGUUAGUAGGGCUCCAGAUAAAAUUGAUUCUAGCGCUUCGACUGUCGAUUUGUACCCGAAGGUUGAAGGCGAAAAAUCUAUGGUCACCAAGCUUUGGCAGAGCAUCAAGCGAGUAGCCCGCAUCGAAGAGGGAGACCCUGACGAGCAGAUCACUGAAUACUUUCAGUACUCUGUGGAAUGUCUCAUGCGACAGCCUGGGGAGUUUACGUUUGACAAGUUUGCAACCUAUUUGGAGGAAAUAUGCACCAAAUUACGACUCAUUGGGAAGCGGCCCAUUCCCGACGAAGAACUGAAUGGCCCUUUGAGACAACUAAAGUUGCAACAUGAAAUGAUGAAGUUUUUAACCCCCAGAGAAAAGGAGUCCGAUUCUGCAACGGUAUUCAGCCAUCAGGCAAAACAGCUUUUGGCUGAAUCAGCGAAGUGCACCCUGAAGGAUGUGGACGACAUGUUGUACCACCACGACAUUUGCAAGACAGAUAGGAGUUGGUACUUCCGACGCAUAGUAUUGGGGCGUCACCUGCCCAUGAGCUACGAGGAGCGCGAGCAUCUUUCUUAUCAACGUCCUAUCGUUCGCGAAGCUGCACAGCUGUAUCCGGAAACUAGCUCUCUCGAGGCCUUGAAGUUGAAGGAAAUGCGUGACUCGAUUCACUAUCGCAAGCCCCCGUAG
Babesia ovata is the source of this 795-nucleotide messenger RNA. RefSeq lists its product as uncharacterized. The record is from RefSeq and is a predicted model, not a curated record. The coding region runs from base 1 to 795 and encodes 264 amino acids. NCBI's taxonomy places the organism in Eukaryota, Apicomplexa, Aconoidasida, Piroplasmida, Babesiidae. The transcript is spliced from 6 exons.